This is a messenger RNA of Closterium sp. NIES-67, 735 nucleotides long. The record is from the annotation of a GenBank genome assembly. Lineage: Eukaryota; Viridiplantae; Streptophyta; Zygnematophyceae; Desmidiales; Closteriaceae.
UUUUGCUGCUGUUGCUGAGAAAACCCCUGCUGCUGAGACUGCCGUCGCGGCCUCAGCGCAACAGAAUCAGGGUAGGGGUCGCCGCCCCAAGGGGGGGCAUGGGAGGAAGAAGAAGAAGAAGAAGAAGAAGAAGAAGAAGAAGAAGAAGAAGAAGAAGAAGAAGAAGAAGAAGAAGAAGAAGAAGAAGAAGAAGAAGAAGAAGAAGAAGAAGAAGAAGAAGAAGAAGAAGAAGAAGAAGAAAGAAGAAGAAGAAGAAGAAGAAAGAAGAAGAAGAAGAAGAAGAAGAAGAAGAAGAAGAAGAAGAAGAAGAAGAAGAAGAAGAAGAAGAAGAAGAAGAAGAAGAAGAAGAAGAAGAAGAAGAAGAAGAAGAAGAAGAAGAAAGAAGAAGAAGAAAGAAGAAGAAGAAGAAGAAGAAGAAGAAGAAGAAGAAGAAGAAGAAGAAGAAGAAGAAGAAGAAGAAGAAGAAGAAAGAAGAAGAAGAAGAAGAAGAAGAAGAAGAAGAAGAAGAAGAAGAAGAAGAAGAAGAAGAAGAAGAAGAAGAAGAAGAAGAAGAAGAAGAAGAAGAAGAAGAAGAAGAAGAAGAAGAAGAAGAAGAAGAAGAAGAAGAAGAAGAAGAAGAAGAAGAAGAAGAAGAAGAAGAAGAAGAAGAAGACGUAGAAAACACUACUACUGAAGAAACCGUGCAACUGUUCAUCAUCACGAUCGUGUGAUUACACGGAGUUCAAAACAGCCGCC